AUAAAAAGAUGGUUAGGUGAUCUUCCCGUUUUCAGUCUUUGACCUUGUGAAAGGCAUGUACAAAGCCAAACCAGGCGUAUUAUUUAUUCUAAGUUUACUGUUACAAUAAUUUUUUGAAUGCCAAAUUCAAAGACGAAACGAAGAAACCGAGGAGAAUAAAGGCAUCAAAGAGUCAACAUCCUCUCCUAUCAAACCAUACCAAAUGUCUUCAAAAUGAACAAACCAGCUCCACCAGUUUGAGAGAGGAACUCCUAGAGCCAGAGUAAGUGAAGAAUGGGAACUAUAAGAAAUCACCAUUUUUGUAGCUUCUUCUUGUUCUUCGCUUUCCUAGCUAUCUUCCCAACAAUUUCCUUCUCCAUUGACACCUUAACUGCUACUCAGUCUAUCAUAAAUAACCAAACUCUCGUCUCCCCAGGUGAUGUUUUCGAGUUUGGGUUCUUCACCCUGGAAAAUCCAGGUGAAUGGUACGUGGGGAUAUGGUACAAGAACAUUCCUGUCAGAACAUACGUGUGGAUUGCCAACAGAGACAAACCACUCGCGAACUCGUCAGGUAUUUUCAAGCUGGAGGAUCGAAACAUCGUUCUUCUUGACCAAGGACAGAAUCUUGUAUGGUCAUCAAACAUAACAAAGGGUGACAACCCUGUUGCACAGUUGUUGGACUCUGGAAAUUUGGUUCUAAAAGAAGCAAACAUCAACGAUGAGACCAACCAUUACCUCUGGCAGAGCUUUGAUUACCCUACAGAUACUUUAUUACCAGAUAUGAAGCUUGGAUGGGAUCUAAACGCAGGGUUUAACAGAUUCUUAACAGCUUGGAGAACUAAAGGAGACCCUUCAUCUGGGGAUUUCUCAUUCAAGCUAGAUUAUCAUGGAUUUCCAGAAAUAUUCUUGUGGAACAAGCAAAGGAGAGAAUACAGAAGCGGUCCAUGGAACGGUCUAAGGUUUAGCGGUGUUCCGGAAAUGAAACCUCUUGAUUAUAUCAGCUUCAACUUUGUCACCAACCAAGAUGAGGUAUACUACUCAUUUUCUAUAACAAACAAGAACUUGUUUUCCAGGUUGAUAGUUACUCCAACUGGGACUCUUCAAAGAUUAACAUGGAUCCCUGAUACUGAAGAAUGGAAUCCAUUUUGGUACGCACCAAAAGACCAGUGUGACAAUUACCGGGAGUGCGGUCAGUAUGGUAUAUGUGACAGCAACGCAUCUCCAGUUUGCAAAUGCCCAAAAGGGUUCAGUCCCAAGAAUCAGCAAGCAUGGAAUUUGAGGGAUGGGUCUGGUGGGUGUAUUCGGAAGACGGAUCUAGAUUGCACCAAGGACAAGUUCUUGCACCUGCCUAAUAUGAAGCUGCCAGAAGGUACUUCUUCAUUCGUGGACAAAAAUAUGACCCUAAAGGAUUGUGCAGCUUUGUGCUCCAGGAACUGUUCUUGUACUGCUUAUUCUAACUCAGAUAUUCGAAAUGGAGGCAAAGGUUGUGUUAUUUGGAUUGGUGACCUGAUUGAUAUGAGGCAAUAUACAGAUGGUGGUGGUCAAGAUCUCUUUGUUAGAUUGGCAGCUUCUGAUCUAGGAGAUGGUGGGAACACUACUGCUCUAAUCAUAGGCAUUACGGUGAGUGCUGGUGUUUUGCUUUUAGGGCUGAUAGCCUAUGUGGUAUGGAAGAGAAAGGCAAUGCAAAAUAAAGGAAAAAUAGGAAAGAAAGGUCCUCAUGAAAGAAGCCAAGAUUUUCUACUGAAUGAGGUGGUUAUCUCAAGUAAGAAGGAAUUCUCGGCUGAAAGUCAACCUGAUGAACUAGAAUUACCGUUGUUUGAUUUUGAUACCAUAGCAACAGCUACAGAUAACUUUUCUGAUGAAAAAAAACUUGGGCAAGGUGGUUUUGGCUGCGUAUACAUGGGUAGGUUGGUUGAGGGUCAAGAAAUAGCAGUAAAAAGGCUCUCAAAGAACUCUGGGCAAGGGACUGAAGAAUUCAAGAAUGAGGUUAGAUUGAUUGCAAGGCUUCAACAUAGGAAUCUUGUACGACUUCUUGGUUGCUGCAUUGAGAUGGAUGAGAAGAUGCUAGUCUAUGAGUACAUGGAACACAGGAGCCUGGAUUCGGUUUUAUUCAAUAAAGCAAGAAGCUCCUUAUUAAAUUGGCAAAGGCGCUUCAACAUUAUUUGCGGCACUGCUCGAGGACUUCUAUAUCUUCACCAGGAUUCCAGAUUUAGGAUCAUCCAUAGAGAUCUCAAAGCAAGCAACAUUUUGCUUGAUGGAGAAAUGAACCCGAAAAUUUCAGAUUUUGGCAUGGCUAGAAUUUUUGGUGGUGAUCAAACAGAGGCAAAUACUAAGAGAGUAGUUGGAACCUAUGGCUAUAUGUCACCUGAAUAUGCAAUGGAUGGUCUCUUCUCAGCAAAAUCAGAUGUUUUUAGCUUUGGUGUUCUGGUGUUGGAGGUUGUAAGUGGCAAGAAGAACAGAGGAUUUUAUCACUCAAACAGUGAACUCAACCUUCUUGGCCAUGCUUGGAGAUUGUGGAAAGAAGGGAAGGGAAUGGACUUAAUAGAUUCAGCAGUAGGUGAUUCCUAUAAUGCACAAGAAGUACUUAGGUGUAUACAGGUUGGCCUUUUGUGUGUGCAAGAGCGUGCAGAAGACAGGCCAAGUAUGUCGACCGUGGUUUUGAUGUUGAAUAGUGAAACAGCAACAAUGCCCCAGCCUAAAACCCCUGGCUUUUGCCUAGGACGAAGAAGUACUCUCGAAACUGAUUCAUCUAACAGUAAGCAAGAUGAAUCAUGCACUGUGAACCAAGUCACAGUUACAAUGCUAGAUGCCAGGUAAUGGAAGUUCCUGCCUCAUCUAGGGUGUUUGUGUAUCUCAAAAAAGCUCCCCUUGUACAUUCUGCUGGAUUUUCAUGACAGCCUUAGCUGUAAUUUUUGUGGCAGUUUUGGGUAUUGGUGAAACUUUGGUGGUGUUAAACUUGUGAAUACAAUAUAUUCUUUUUAGUUUC
Messenger RNA from Theobroma cacao (cacao), 2965 nucleotides. RefSeq names its product receptor-like serine/threonine-protein kinase SD1-8. Gene Ontology annotation, biological process: protein phosphorylation; recognition of pollen. Gene Ontology annotation, molecular function: protein serine/threonine kinase activity; ATP binding. The record is from RefSeq and is a predicted model, not a curated record. Lineage: Eukaryota; Viridiplantae; Streptophyta; Magnoliopsida; Malvales; Malvaceae.